GUCGCAGCUCGCUCACUGCGCGUCUGCAGCGCAACAUAAAAGAAAACAAUGCACAGGAAGGGGACAGCUGGAGCUCUCCACACAGAGUGAUCAUGGCCGGUCGGUGGCGAGACGGUGCUCGCGUGUGUUCGGGAGAGCAGGACGGUGGCCUCAAACCGGCACGAAAGCUCCGCCAGCAGCAAGAACCGGGCUCAGACACAGGGGACGCGACGGAGCCGCCGCGGGGACUGCCGCGAUGGAUGCGGCUUUACUUCUACGGGAUGCACGGCGUGACUCUGGAUGUACUGCUGUCAUCCUUACAGGGGCUUUUGCACUCACGGGACCCUAAGCUGAUGGGCUUUUCCUCUCCGUAUCUUUGCAUCAUGCAUUCGCUGACCCAUUUUGCGCUGGAAAAGAUCUACUCACAGAAGAGGUGCUUCCGAGGUCGGCCUGUGGUGUUUCAUCUUGUUUUCUACCCGUCCAUCUACAUCGGGCUGCAGAUUCUGAUCGGAAACAUUAACACUUUGGCCGAGCAAGUGAGGGUGGUUUCUGGGACUCAGCUGGUAGUGCAUUACAUCCUGGCUCUCUACUUCUCUCAGGUGUUUCACAGAGAGCUGUCACAUCUACAGUAUCGCCCAUCAUUGUCCGCCGACCUCCAGCUGGAAGGCAGACCUCCGCACGGUCUUCCCGGCUUUGCGCGCUUCUUAUUCUUCGGGAUGCACGGCUUUCUGGACGAGGUCAUUUUCACCUCUCUGUUCAACCUGGUGGAGAAGUCUGACAGGACCCUCAGCGGUCACACGUCCCUGUGGUCUUUCCUGAUGUACGGAAGCUGCAGCUUCGUGGUGGAGAAGCUCUACCUUUACCUGCACUUCAGCCUGGGCUGGGGGACCUGGCGACGGCUUCCCAUCUACAUCUGCUUCAUCUACACGUGGGAAUUCUCGUGGGGUCUGGUCCUGAGGCAGUUUAACGCUUGCUCUUGGGAUUACUCCCACUAUCCUCACAACUUCAUGGGACUUAUCACCCUGCUCUACCUGCCCGGGUGGAUCUGCUUGAGUCUCUAUCAAGACGUGCUGUCCAAUUUCCUGCUGAGAAUCAAGUGCACCAAAGAUGUGCAUGAUUUAAGUGAAGAGAAUGGAGACGUCAAUGGACAACUGGAGCCAAACAAAAAGCAACUUUAAUUCUAAGUUUGAUGGUUGCAAACUUAUAUAUAAGUGAGGAAGAAAUACAACCUUCUAAUUUAAUAAGGGACAUCAUAUUUAUUAUCAGGCAGUAAAUAACAAAAAUCUUAGUCUACGUUACACCUUCUAAAAAUGAACAUUUGUCCAUAUAUCAAAAUAUUGAUAGCACUUUAUAAUACAGUCCACGAUCAAGGGUGUAAUAGACUUAAAUGGAAUUUACAUGUAGACAAACUUGAAUAGGAGGGUAAUAAUUCAACUUUUUUUUUACAGGAAAGCAGAAAAAUGUUCUUAAGUACUGCAUUUGUAAUUUAAGUAGUGCACAACAUCUGGGUAUUUUACAGGAAAUGAGAUAGAAAUCAAUCAUUUUAAGUAGUGCAUUAUUUCCAUGUAUUUUAGUGAACAAAAAAGAUCCAAAUUUUAUUCUAUAAUUAUGCUCUACUUUUUAUAUUGAUAUUGUGAAUUGCAUUGGUGUGCCUCAGAGUAUAAGUGGGCGGGUCGAUCCAAAUACUGUUAGAUAUAAUAUCGAAGCUAGUAUUGGUGUUGGAUUGAUACUAGUGUGAUAGGAUUGAUAUUUUGUUUCUAGGUUGGACUCCAAGGAAAAGUAAACACCAGCCCGAUUACUCUAUUGUUAAAAGAUCACAUGGGCCACCUGUGUGGCCUGCAGUAUUUGCAACUUUUAGUUUUUUCAUCUAAGUGGGAAAGGUACUUUUAUAGGUAAUAUAAAUAGACAAUUGAAUAUAAUCCAGAAACAAAUGCAAAAAGUACAGCCUAUUUACAGUACAGGAUGGCUAAACUCAGAGAAAAAGAAAAUACCUGGACAUAAUAGACUACUUAAAAUUAUAAUUAUUUCUUCUUUCCUGUAAAAACUUGACUUUUUAGCUCUAAUUCUAGUUUAUCUACUGCUAAGUAUUUACUAAGGUAAAUAAUAGGUAUAAUAGGUUAAGGAAGUGGUGCAUUACUUAAAAUUACUUGUAUUAUCAUUUGUGUGUUUACCACUAUCAUUCAUGCAGUACCUAAAAUUAUAUACAGUAUAAUUAUUUCUUCUUCCCUGUAAAAACUUGAAUUAUUACCCCUAAUUCUAAUGAGUCUACUACUAAUUAUAUCUAGAUUAAUAUAAU
This is a messenger RNA of Neolamprologus brichardi, 2275 nucleotides long. It is a transcript of the gene tmem229a, whose product is annotated as transmembrane protein 229A. The record is from RefSeq and is a predicted model, not a curated record. Lineage: Eukaryota; Metazoa; Chordata; Actinopteri; Cichliformes; Cichlidae.